AUGGCCCCAGCGUCUCCAGUACCUUCUUCAUCGUCUUCCAAAGUGUAUGAGGGUGCCCCAUUAGAACGCCGUGUGUUUAAUUCAUGGGACGAGUUUGAGACGUAUAUGAACUCGUAUGCACGUCGUAGUUAUCAAAUCUUUCGCAAACGCACGUCUACAUCAGUAAAGCUACGGAAUCGACGCGUAGCUGAACGUCUUUUGUCACGCUCGAAGAAGACGUCACAAUUACUGGAAGAAGAACAUACGAGAGUAGAGAAUCCACAGCUUAUUCCAGAGAGAUACAACAAUUAUUCACUCACACUUGUAUGUACUCAUAGUGGUGCCUUUGUGUCACGUGGGACUGGACGACGUUCCCGUCAGGAUGUACGUGCCACACGCUGCAAUGUGCAGAUAAACGCGUGUCUGAAACUCACGGAUCCCGUGGCAAAUCGCUAUCAAGUACAUGUAACGCGAGCAUUGCUGACUCAUAAUCAUCGAGUGGAUAAGGAGACGUUCCUGCAGUAUAGUAACACGAGACUCAAGCUCUCGAGUGAGCUACUGAGCUGUGUCGAGCUCAUGAGAAAGACAGGUGUUAAACCCAAGGACGUGCAUAGCUAUAUAAUGAAACACUCGAGUUGUGCACCAACACUCAAGGACGUGCAGAAUAUCUUGCAUCGAUUGCGGAAUCAGGAGGAGACAGCAUCAGCUGCUGGUGCUCCAGCGACGACGAACGCUCGGCUGGAACAGACACACGUCAUUGACGAGUCCACUGGCAAUGCUGUUCUAAAGCUGACUACAGAGGAUCAAGUUCUACGUGACUUUCGUCUCGCUCACUCGGUGCCAUUGGAUGGUGAGUUACUUGAUCUGGUGGACCCUACGACGCAGUUCAAGGUGUCGCGUGCGGUGGGGAAUGCCGUCGCAACUUUGCUGGCCGAAAUGUCAGCGACCGAGUUUGCGGCCGCCUUCCGUGUCAUGGACGUGGCUAUGAACAUUGUACGGGAUCGUCGAGAUGAAAAACAAGCGGAAAAUGGGGCAGUAGUCAGCAAAGAAGGUAAAGGGGGAGCAAUGAUGUGCGUCGAUUCGUGUGGUAGUGGCGUGAGCGUUGAUGAUUCAUGGACUCGAGGGAUUUAG
Peronospora farinosa is the source of this 1110-nucleotide messenger RNA. NCBI's taxonomy places the organism in Eukaryota, Oomycota, Peronosporomycetes, Peronosporales, Peronosporaceae. The record is from the annotation of a GenBank genome assembly.